GACCAUCCACUCAUGCACUCACAGGCGCAGGGAGACGUUCGCGCUCCUUGGGAAGAAACGCGUUUGGGUUUUUUUUUUUUCCAUUUUCAUCUCAGCUUUUAGUUUAUCACUAAGGGAUCCAAAGCGGACUGGGAAGCUGCAGCGCUCCUUUUUGUAGGACUGGAUGAUUUGAUUGUCAAGCACAGUGAUUCCGUUACGCAUCAUGUUUGAACGCCGAUAAUCUGUUUUAAAUAUACAUGACUGGACUGCUGCAUCGCCCUUAGCCUUACAGGGCUGUAGUUGCUCUCCUUUUUUUUUUCUUUUCUUUUUUUAUUAUUAUUGCAGGAACCCCGUUUAGGAGAGACAACCCUUUGGGUGCAACUGGAGGAACAAUCGCACCCCGGACCAUUGAGGGAGGGUUCGGAUGAGGUGGUUCGGUUUUAGAAACCCAGCCAACUUUUCAUCUUUUUGCUUCCAACAGCAGUGCCAUUGGGCAUUGCUCAGGAGAUGGCGAUGAGGUUGUUCUUCUUAGGAUUUCUUCUCUGCUUGGAGGUCAUGUCUUCUAAUGGUGUUACCAUAGGUCCUGAAUCAGAAGACCCUCCAAAGACUUGCAAUCCUAAACAGUUUGCUUGUAAAGACCAGGUGACCUGUAUCUCCAAAGGUUGGCGUUGUGAUGGGGAGAAGGACUGUCCAGAUGGCUCUGAUGAAUCACCAGAUAUUUGCUCACACAACAGGCCAAACCAGUGCCCUGUCAAUGAACAUGGCUGCUUGGACAUGGACGUCUGCAUCCAUAUGAGCAAACUGUGUGACGGAGUCCCUGAUUGUUCGGAUGGCUGGGAUGAGGGGCCUCAUUGCAGAGAAAAAGCACCAGAGUGUGCCUCGUUGGAGUGUGAGUAUAACUGUGCAGUGACCCAUGACGGGCCUCGCUGCUACUGUGGAAAUGGUUACGAGGUCGCAGCAGACGGAAAGAAGUGUAAAGAUUUCAAUGAAUGCAGUGUGUAUGGGACAUGUAGUCAGACGUGCACAAACACAAAAGGAAGCUACGCGUGCAGCUGUGUUGAAGGCUAUCUGCUGCAACCAGAUAACCGCUCCUGCAAAGCUAAAAAUAAGCCUGUGGAUCGCCUGCCUGUUCUGUUGAUCGCCAACCUCCAUGAUAUCCGAUGCACGUCUCUGAGCGGCUCCACAUCCCGGCUUCCUGUCAUAACCACCAAGCAGACAAUGGCGAUGGACUUUAUCUAUGCUGAGGAGACCGUUUGCUGGAUAGAUGUGGGUGAAUCCCCUGCUGCCACUCAGCUGAAGUGCGCCAGCAUCCAAGACCUUAAGACUGUUAGUAACAUCCGGACCAUCAACAUCACCCUCAGCUUACAUCAUGUGGAGCAGAUGGCCAUCGACUGGCUGACAGGAAACUUCUACUUUGUGGAUGACGUGGAUGACCGGGUGUUUGUGUGCAACAAGAACGGUCAGACUUGUGUGACCCUGCUGGAUCAGGAGUUGUACAACCCAAAGGGCAUAGCCCUGGACCCAGCUAUGGGGAAACUGUUCUUCACUGACUAUGGCUCCACGCCGAGGGUGGAGCGCUGCGACAUGGACGGCCAGAACCGCACCAAAUUGGUUGACAGCAAGAUUGUCUUCCCCCAUGGCAUUACCCUGGACCUGGUUAACCGACUGGUGUACUGGGCAGACGCCUACCUGGACUACAUCGAAGUGGUGGACUACGAGGGCAAGAACCGACACACCAUCAUCCAGGGCCUGCUGAUUGAGCACCUGUACGGACUGACUGUAUUCGAGAACUACCUUUAUGCAACAAACUCUGAGGAAGGCAACCUCAACCCAAAGACCAGCGUAAUCCGGGUGAACCGCUUUAACAGCUCUGACUUCCAGGUGGUGACCCGUUUGGAUCGGGGAGCCGCUCUGCAUGUGUACCACCAGAGGCGCCAACCUCAAGUGCGCAGCCAUGCUUGUGCCUUGGAUCAGUUUGGAAAACCUGGAGGUUGCUCUGACAUUUGCCUGCUAAGCAAUAGCCACAAGACCCGUACCUGCCGCUGCCGCUCCGGAUUCAGCCUGGGCAGCGAUGGGAAGUCCUGUAAAAAACCAGACCACGAACUGUUCUUGGUGUAUGGUAAGGGCCGUCCUGGUAUCAUCCGGGGCAUGGACAUGAAUGCCAAGGUGCCUGAUGAGUACAUGAUUCCCAUCGAGAACCUGAUGAACCCCCGAGCUCUGGACUUCCACGCCGCCAGUGAAUUCAUCUACUUUGCAGACGCCACCAGCUACAUUAUUGGCCGACAGAAGAUUGAUGGCACAGAGAGGGACACCAUCCUAAAGGAUGGUAUUCACACGGUGGAGGGGAUAGCAGUCGACUGGAUGGGAGGAAAUCUGUAUUGGACAGAUGAUGGCCCUAAGAAGACUAUCAGUGUUGCCAGGCUGGAGAAGGCUUCCCAAACUCGCAAGACUCUCAUUGAGGGAAAAAUGAGCCACCCCCGGGCUAUUGUUGUGGACCCUCAGCAUGGGUGGAUGUACUGGACAGACUGGGAGGAGGAUCCUACAGAGAGCAACAGAGGGAAGAUUAAGAAAGCCUGGAUGGAUGGUUCACACCAUCAAGUCUUCCUGACCAGCAAAACAGUGUUGUGGCCCAACGGCUUGAGUCUGGACAUUCCUCAGGGCAUCCUGUACUGGGUGGAUGCUUACUACGACCGAAUCGAGAUGGUUUACCUCAAUACCACAGAGAGAAUGGUUGUCUAUGAGGGUCAGGAGCUCAACCAUGCCUUUGGCUUAUGUCACUACAAACAAUUUCUGUUUUGGAACGAGUACCGCGGUGGUAGCAUCUACAAACUGGACCAGGUCACCAAAACUGUCACUUUACUUCGCAAUGAGAGGCCUCCUAUAUUUGAGAUCAGAGUGUACGAUGCUCACCAGCAGCAAGGUACCAAUGCAUGUAGAGGAAACAACGGCGGCUGUAGCAGUCUUUGCCUCGCCAUUCCUAACGGCAGGUCCUGCGGCUGCGCUGACGAUCAAAUCCUCGAUGUCGACAAUGUUACCUGCAAAGCCAACCCCUCCUACGUUCCCCCGCCCAAGUGCCAGCCCGGGGAGUUCGCCUGCAAGAACAAUCGCUGCAUCCAGGAGCGCUGGAAGUGUGAUGGGGACAACGACUGUCUGGACAACAGCGACGAGGCCCCUGACCUCUGCCAUCAGCACACUUGUCCCUCGGACAGAUUCAAAUGCCAAAACAACCGCUGCAUCCCUCUGCGAUGGCUGUGUGACGGUGACAAUGACUGCGGCAAUGACGAGGACGAAUCCAACACAACCUGCUCUGCUCGCACAUGCCCACCAAACCAGUUCCCCUGUGCCAGUGGCAGAUGCAUCCCCAUCUCCUGGACAUGUGACCUGGACGAUGACUGUGGAGAUCGCUCAGAUGAGCCAGAGUCCUGUGCCUACCCAACAUGCUUCCCUCUCACCCAGUUUACCUGCGCUAACGGCCGUUGCAUUAAUAUCAAUUGGCGCUGUGACAACGACAAUGACUGUGGGGAUAACAGCGAUGAAGCCGGCUGCAGCCACUCCUGCUCCAGUGUGCAGUUUAAAUGCAACAGCGGCCGCUGCAUCCCAGAAUACUGGACCUGUGAUGGCGACAACGACUGCGGAGAUUACAGUGACGAGACUCAUGCAAACUGCACCAUACGGGAACCCCGCCCCCCUGGUGGCUGCCAUGUUGAUGAGUUUCAGUGUCAGAUGGAUACACUGUGCAUUCCCAUGCGCUGGCGCUGUGACGGUGACACCGACUGCAUGGAUCUCAGUGAUGAGAGCAAUUGUGAUGGUUGGAACCACACGUGUGAUACGACUGCCAAGUUCAGCUGCAGAGACUCUGCCCGCUGCAUCAGCAAAGCAUGGGUGUGUGACGGUGACAGCGACUGUGAGGACAACUCGGACGAGGAAAACUGUGAGGCGCUGGUGUGCAAGUUGUCUCACCACAUGUGUGCCACCAACGACUCCAUCUGCCUGCCCGCCGAGAAGCUAUGUGACGGCACUGAUGACUGUCCUGAUGGCUCUGAUGAGAAGCUUUGCGACUUAUGCUCAGUGGAUAAUGGUGGCUGUAGUCACAACUGCAGCAUUAUUCCUGGGGAGGGCUUCAUGUGCUCCUGUCCCCUGGGUAUGGAGCUGGGAGCUGACAACAAGACCUGCCAGAUCCAAAGCUUUUGUGCCAAACACUUAAAAUGUAGCCAGAAGUGUGAACAGGAGAAAUCUAGAGUCAAGUGUUCCUGCUAUGAGGGCUGGGAGCUGGAAGCAGAUAUGGAAAGCUGCAAAAGUUCUGAUCCUUUCAAACCUUUCAUCAUCUUCUCAAAUCGACAUGAGAUCAGAAGGAUUGACCUUCACAAGGGGGAGUUCAGUGUGCUGGUACCAGGCCUGAGGAACACCAUAGCCUUGGAUUUCCACCUUAACCAGAGCACCCUGUACUGGACUGAUGUAGUGGAGGACAAGAUCUAUAGGGGGAAGCUGUCUGAAAACGGAGCCCUGACUAGCUUCGAGGUGGUCAUUCAGUAUGGCCUGGCCACCCCAGAGGGCCUAGCUGUGGACUGGAUAGCAGGAAACAUUUACUGGGUGGAAAGCAAUCUAGACCAGAUUGAGGUGGCCAAACUGGACGGGACCAUGAGAACCACCCUACUGGCUGGAGAAGUAGAGCAUCCCCGGGCCAUUGCACUGGACCCACGAGACGGAAUUUUAUUCUGGACGGAUUGGGAUGCUAGUCUGCCCAGGAUAGAGGCAGCAUCCAUGAGUGGUGAAGGCAGGCGCACCAUCCACAGGGAGACGGGCAGUGGCGGCUGGCCCAAUGGACUCACUGUGGACUACAUGGAAAGACGUAUUGUCUGGAUUGAUGCCAGGUCGGACGCAAUCUACUCUGCAAAGUACGACGGCUCUGGGCUGAUUGAGGUGUUGAGAGGUCAUGAGUAUUUGUCCCACCCUUUUGCUGUCACCAUGUACGGAGGAGAGGUUUACUGGACCGACUGGCGGACAAACACGCUCGCUAAAGCCAAUAAAUGGACCGGUCACAACGUCACAGUUGUCCAGCGCACCAACACGCAGCCCUUUGACCUCCAGGUCUAUCACCCUUCCAGACAACCUCUGGCUCCAAACCCAUGUGCCACAAGUGAUGGUAAAGGCCCCUGCUCCCACCUGUGUCUCAUCAACUUCAACCAAACCUUCUCCUGCGCCUGCCCCCACCUCAUGAAGCUUCAGGCAGACAAGCGCACCUGCAAAGAGUCCCGCAAGUUCCUGCUUUACGCUAGACAGAUUGAGAUCCGAGGCGUGGACAUUGACAACCCUUACUACAACUACAUCAUCUCCUUUACCGUGCCGGACAUAGAUAAUGUGACCGUGGUGGAUUAUGAUGCCGUGGAGCACCGCAUCUACUGGUCAGAUGUGCGCACGCAGACCAUCAAAAGAGCUUUUAUUAAUGGAACAGGAGUGGAAACUGUGGUGUCUGCUGACCUUCCUAAUGCCCAUGGCCUGGCAGUAGACUGGGUGUCCAGGAACCUGUUCUGGACCAGCUAUGAUGCUAAUAAGAAGCAGAUCAAUGUGGCGAGGCUGGAUGGGUCUUUCAAGAACGCCGUCGUCCAGGGGUUAGAUAAGCCCCACUGUCUGGUGGUUCAUCCUCUACUGGGGAAGCUAUACUGGACUGAUGGUGACAACAUUAGCAUGGCUAACAUGGAUGGAAGUGACCAGACCCUUCUUUUUACCAAUCAGAAAGGCCCAGUUGGACUCUCCAUUGACUAUGAGAAGAAGCAGCUUUACUGGAUCAGUUCAGGUAACAGCACCAUUAACCGGUGCAAACUGGACGGAUCUAAACUGGAAAUCCUGGAGGGUGUGAAAGGCAAAUUUACCAAGGCGACUGCUCUGGCUAUAAUGGGAGACAAGCUGUGGUGGGCAGAUCAGGGAACGGACCAGAUUGGAACAUGUGACAAAAAGGAUGGUGGAAACUGGAAGGUUUUGCGGAAUAACACCUCCCCCAUGAUGCACAUGAGGAUCUAUGAUGAGGACGUGCAGAAAGCUGGUAUAAACCUUUGCAGCAACAACAACGGUGAUUGUUCACAGCUGUGUCUGCCAACCUCCCCGACAACAAGAUCCUGCAUGUGCACAGCUGGAUACAGCCUGAAAACAGGACAGCAGUCCUGUGAGGGGAUGGGAUCUUUCCUACUUUAUUCUGUUCAUGAGGGGAUUCGGGGAAUCCCUCUCGACCCGGCAGACAAAUCUGACGCCUUGGUGCCGGUGUCUGGCACCUCUCUGGCUGUUGGCAUCGACUUCCACGCUGAGAAUGACACCAUCUACUGGGUGGACAUGGGACUGAGCACCAUCAGCAGAGCAAAGAGGGAUCAGACGUGGAGAGAGGAUGUGGUGACCAACGGCAUCGGCAGAGUGGAGGGGAUAACCGUUGACUGGAUAGCAGGGAAUAUUUACUGGACCGACCAGGGCUUUGAUGUGAUUGAAGUAGCCAGGCUCAAUGGCUCGUUCCGCUACGUGGUCAUCUCCCAGGGCCUAGACAAACCCAGAGCUAUAACUGUCCACCCAGUGAAAGGGUAUUUGUUCUGGACGGAGUGGGGUCAGUACCCUCGUAUUGAGCGUUCCCGCUUGGAUGGCUCCCAGAGGCUGGUCUUGGUUAAUGUGAGCAUCAGCUGGCCCAAUGGGAUCUCCAUCGACUAUGAGGAAGGUCUGCUUUAUUGGUGCGAUGCUCGAACAGACAAGAUCGAGCGCAUCAACCUAGAGACAGGGGAGAAUAGAGAGCUGGUGCUGGCCAGCAACAACAUGGACAUGUUUGCUGUGUCAGUGUUUGAGGAAUACAUCUACUGGAGUGACAGGACUCACGCCAAUGGGUCCAUCAAGAGAGGAAGUAAAGACAAUGCUACAGAUGCCGUGCAGCUCAGGACAGGCAUUGGUGUUCAACUGAAAGACAUCAAAGUUUUCAACAGGGCCAGACAGCAAGGCACAAACAUCUGCAAAGAAAACAACGGCGGCUGCGAACAGCUGUGUCUUUACCGUGGCAACGGGGAGCGUACCUGUGCCUGCGCCCACGGCAUGCUGGCCGAGGACAGAAAAAGCUGCCGUGACUACGACGGAUACCUUCUUUACUCGGAGCGCACUAUUCUGAAGAGCAUACACCUCUCUGAUGAGACCAACCUCAAUGCGCCGAUAAAACCUUUCGAGGACCCGGACCACAUGAAGAACGUGAUUGCCCUCAGCUUCGACUACCACGGCGGCGGAGGAAAGGGAGCCAACCGUAUCUUCUUCAGUGACAUUCACUUUGGCAACAUCCAGCAGAUCAACGACGAUGGCUCUGAUCGCAAGAUUGUGGUGGACAAUGUUGGGUCAGUUGAGGGUCUGGCAUACCACAGAGGCUGGGACACACUGUACUGGACCAGCUACACCACCUCCACCAUCACUCGCCACACUGUGGAUCAGAGCCGCUCUGUGGCUUAUAACCGCGACACUGUGGUAACAAUGUCUGGAGAAGACCACCCCAGAGCCUUCGUGUUGGACGAGUGUCAGGACCUCAUGUUCUGGACAAACUGGAACGAGCUUAAUCCCAGCAUCAUGAGAGCCUCUCUAAAUGGAGCCAAUGUGAUCCAGAUCAUUAGGACUGACAUUAAAACUCCAAACGGCCUGGCAAUAGAUCACCGGGCUGAGAAGCUCUACUUCUCAGAUGCCACUCUGGACAAGAUUGAGCGCUGCGAGUACGAUGGCAGCAGCCGUUAUGUCUUGUUGAAGAACGACCCGGUUCAUCCAUUUGGUCUGGCUGUUUAUGGAGAUUACAUCUUUUGGACCGACUGGGUGAGGAGGGCUGUCCUGAGGGCCGACAAGUUUACAGGAGGAGACAUGAAGGUGCUGCGUGCCGACAUCCCUCAGCAGCCUAUGGGCAUCAUUGCCGUGGCUAAUGAUACCAAUAGCUGUGAGUAUUCACCAUGCCGAACAAAUAACGGCGGCUGCCAGGAUCUGUGUCUCCCCACAUCCGAUGGACGCGUGAACUGCAGCUGCCGUGGGGACAGACAGCUCCUGGAGGACAACACCUGCUCCGCACUGAACAUGUCGUGUAGAAGUGUGGAAGACUUUGAGUGUGGAAAUGGUGACUGCAUCAACUACAGCCUUACAUGCGAUGGGAUGGCUCACUGCAAAGACAAAUCUGAUGAAAAGCAGUCAUAUUGUGCCAAUCGCAUUUGUAAGAAGGGCUACAGGAAGUGCAUUAACGGUCGCUGCCUUGGCCACCAGUUCUGGUGUGAUGGAACAGAUGACUGUGGAGACAAUUCGGAUGAGCUGCCCUGCAACAUGACCCUGUGCAAAGCAGGAGAGUUCCAGUGCAAAGACGGGAGCUGCAUCUCCAACCACAGCCGCUGCGACCAGGCGGUCAACUGCGAGGAUGCAAGUGAUGAAAUGAACUGCCAACCCACCGACUGCUCUCGUUUCUUCCGCCUUGGAGUUAAAGGUGCCUCCUUCCGGAGCUGUGAGAAAACCACACUCUGUUAUCUGUCCUCAUGGGUGUGUGAUGGCAACAAUGACUGUGGAGACUUUUCCGAUGAGAGAAACUGUCCAGACAAAAGGAAGCUGAAAUGUCCCGUUAACUUCUUUGCUUGCCCAAGUGGGCGUUGCAUCCCGAUGAGCUGGACCUGUGAUAAAGAGAAUGACUGUGAGAAUGGAGCUGAUGAGACGCACUGUGAUAAGUUUUGUUCGCCCACUCAGUUCGAAUGUGGGAACCAUCGAUGCAUUUCCAAGAACUGGGUGUGUGACGGCUCAGACGACUGUGGUGACGGCUCGGACGAAGCCCAGAUAUGUGAACAUAAAUCGUGCAGCCCUGACGUUUUCCAGUGCCCUGGUUCCCAUGUGUGUGUUCCUCAGCGCUGGAAGUGUGAUGGAGAUAAUGACUGCCCCGACGGAGCUGAUGAGAGCGUCAAAGCUGGAUGCAUGUACACCAACAAUACAUGUGAUACCAAGAAUGAGUUCAUGUGUCAGAACAGACAGUGCAUCCCUAAGCACUUUGUGUGUGACCAUGAUAUUGAUUGCUCCGAUGGGUCGGAUGAAUCCCCAGAAUGUGAAUAUCCGCCAUGUGGCCCAGAUGAGUUUCGCUGUGCCAACGGUCGUUGCCUUAACCAGAAGAAGUGGGAGUGUGAUGGAGAGUUUGACUGUCCAGAUCACUCUGACGAAGCUCCCAAAAAUCCUCACUGCAUAGAUUCAGAGAGGACUUGUAAUGAAUCAGCCUUCAUGUGCCAUAAUAAGAAGUGUUUGAAUGAGACGCUGCUGUGCGACCGGAACGAUGACUGCGGCGAUGGCUCUGACGAACUCAACUGCUUCAUCAAUGAAUGUCUGAACAGUAAGCUGAGCGGCUGCUCGCAGCUCUGCGACGACCUCAAGAUCGGCUUUAAAUGCAGAUGCCAUCCUGGAUUCCAGCUGAAGCGCGAUGGGAAGACGUGUGUGGAUAUAGACGAGUGCACGACCACCUACCCCUGUUCUCAGCACUGCCUGAACACACACGGCAGCUUCCGCUGUCUGUGCGUAGACGGCUUUGAAGUCAGCCCCAAUGACCCCACCAUCUGCAAGUCCACCUCGGAAGUGGAGCCAUAUUUAAUUUUUGCAAAUCGCUACUAUCUGAGAAAGCUCAACCUGGAUGGUUCCAACUACACCCUUAUAAAACAGGGUCUGAACAAUGCUGUAGCAUUGGACUUUCACUACGCAGAGCAGAUGAUAUACUGGACAGAUGUGACCACUCAGGGAAGCAUGAUUCGACGGAUGCACAUGAAUGGAACCAACAUGGAGGUUUUACACCGAACCUCCCUGAAUAACCCAGAUGGUCUGGCUGUUGACUGGGUUGGUGGAAACUUGUACUGGUGUGACAAGGGUCGAGAUACAAUUGAGGUCUCGAAGCUUGAUGGGGCCUACAGGACGGUCUUGGUUAACAGUGGGCUUAGGGAACCCCGGGCUGUUGCUGUGGACGUCCGCUAUGGAUACCUUUACUGGUCCGACUGGGGUGAUAACCCUCACAUUGGAAGAAUUGGAAUGGACGGCACGGACAGAAAAAUUAUCGUGGAGGAUAAGAUCACCUGGCCCAACGGACUGACCUUGGACUUUGUUAAUGAUCGGAUAUACUGGGCAGAUGCCAGAGAGGACUAUAUUGAGUUUGCCAGCCUGGACGGGACCAGCAGACACACAGUUCUUAACCAUGACAUCCCUCACAUCUUUGCCAUGACGCUGUUUGAGGAGUACAUCUACUGGACGGACUGGGAGACAAAGUCUAUUAACAGGGCACAUAAAACCAUGGGCACCAAUAAGACCACCCUGAUAAACACUCUGCACCGGCCCAUGGAUAUUCACAUUUACCAUCCCUACCGCCAGCCCCCAGUUCUCAACCACCCAUGCCAGACAGACAACGGUGGCUGCAGCAACCUCUGCCUCCUUUCACCAGGAGGAGGCUACAAAUGUGCCUGUCCUACUAACUUCUAUCUGGCAAGCGACCAGCGGACGUGCAUGUCCAACUGUACAGCGAGCCAGUUUGUGUGCAAGAACGACAAGUGCAUUCCUUUCUGGUGGAAAUGCGACACAGAGGAUGACUGUGGAGAUGGAUCUGAUGAGCCGGCAGACUGUCCGGCGUUCAAAUGCAGACCAGGACAAUUCCAGUGUGGCACAGGCAUCUGCACCAACCCUGCUUAUAUCUGCGAUGGAGAUAACGACUGCCAGGACUUCUCAGAUGAAGCCAACUGUGAUAUUCACGUUUGCCUGCCCAGCCAGUUCAAAUGUUCCCACCCGAACCGCUGCAUCCCAGGAAUCUUCCGCUGUAACGGCCAAGAAAACUGCGGAGAGGGCGAAGAUGAGAAGGACUGCCCUGAGGUCACAUGUGCUCCCACUCAAUUCCAGUGUGCGAUGACCAAACGCUGCAUACCCCGCCUCUGGGUGUGUGACCGGGACAAUGACUGCGCAGAUGGAUCUGAUGAACCAGCCAACUGCACUCAGAUGACAUGCGGUGUGGAUGAGUUUCGGUGCAAAGACUCCGGACGCUGCAUCCCCGCACGGUGGAAGUGCGACGGCGAAGACGAUUGCGGCGAUUCCUCCGAUGAACCCAAAGAAGAAUGCGCUGAGAGGACGUGUGAGCCUUACCAGUUCCGAUGCAAGAACAACCGCUGCGUCCCAGGCCGCUGGCAAUGUGACUAUGACAACGACUGCGGUGACAACUCGGACGAAGAGAAAUGUCAGCCUCGACAGUGUUCAGAGAGUGAGUUCGCCUGCACAAACGGCCGCUGCAUCGCUGGCAGAUGGAAGUGCGAUGGAGAUCACGAUUGUGCUGAUGGAUCUGAUGAGCAUGGCUGUGAUCUGAAGUGUGACAACGACCAGUUCCAGUGUAAAAGUGGUCACUGUAUCCCCAUCCGCUGGAGAUGUGACUCUGACCCUGACUGCAUGGACGGCAGUGAUGAGGAGAACUGCGGCAGCGCCGGACGUCACUGCCCUCAGAACGAGUUCCAGUGCAACAACACUCUCUGCAAACCACUUGCCUGGAAGUGUGAUGGGGAAGAUGACUGUGGCGACAACUCUGAUGAGAAUCCAGACGAAUGCAGGAAGUUCCAGUGUCCUCCCACCAGGGUCUUCCGCUGCCUUAACGACCGUGUGUGUCUGCACAUGUCGAGGAGGUGCGACGGUGUUAAUAACUGUGGAGACAACUCGGAUGAACUCAACUGUGAGGCCCACAAAUCUGCUCCCACUUGUGAGAAGGAUGAGUUCCUGUGUUCAAACGGCAGAUGCAUCAGCUCCAACCUGCGCUGCAACUUCUUUAAUGACUGCGAGGACUUUGGGUCUGACGAGAUCAAUUGCAAAACAGACAAAAGGCUGGACGACUGUCGCAGUAACAGCACUCAGUGCGGCGAUGGAGACGAGGCCCAUUGUGUCACAAAUGGCACGGACUCCUUCUGCUCCUGCAAACCAGGCUUCCAGAAGAAAGGACACCGCACCUGUGGAGAUAAGAAUGAGUGUUUACAGUUUGGAGUUUGCUCCCAGAUCUGCAACAACACCAAGGGCUCCUACAAAUGCAGCUGCUACAAAUAUUUUACCAGGAUCAAUGACACUUGCAAGGCUGACAGCAUGAACAGCAGCCGACAGAUUCUCUACAUAGCCGAUGACAAUGAGAUCCGCAGCCUGGACCCCGGCAUGCCUAACUGGCGCUAUGAGCAGAUAUUUCAGGGUGAUGCCAGUGUGAGAAUCGACGCCAUGGACUUGCACGUUAAGAGCAACCGCAUCUUCUGGACUAACUGGCACACGGGCCGGAUCUCCUCCUACGAGCUCCCGGAGCAGUCCUCGUCUUCAUCCUCGUCCUCGUCUUCCUCAAACUCUCACGGCAGCCGACAGCAGAAUGAAGGCGGUAUCACCAACCUGCAGAUCAAAGAGCUGAAGAUGCCCCGCGGUAUAGCAGUAGACUGGGUGGCUGGGAACCUGUACUGGACUGACUCUGGUCGAGACGUCAUUGAAGUGGCUCAGAUGUCAGGGCAGCACUGCAAGACGCUCAUCUCUGGCAUGAUAGAUGAGCCUUAUGCUAUCGUUGUGGAUCCACAGAGAAGCACCAUGUACUGGGCAGACUGGGGAAACCAUCCUAAAAUUGAGACGGCUGCCAUGGACGGCACUCUUAGGCAGACUCUUGUUCAUGAAAACAUCCAGUGGCCAACAGGAUUAGCCGUGGACUACUUCAACGAGCGCCUUUACUGGGCUGAUGCUAAGCUCUCGGUCAUCGGCAGCGUUCGUUUGGAUGGCUCAGAUCCCGUCAUCGCCAUCUCUGGCAUCAAAAACAACCUGCUACAUCCUUUCAGCAUAGAUAUAUUUGAGGACUACAUCUACGGAGUCACUUACAUGAACAAUUUCGUCUUCCGGGUCAACAAGUUUGGCAAAGGCUCAAUGGAGAACCUCACAACUGGCAUCAACCAUGCCACUGACAUAGUCCUGUACCACCGUUACAAGCAGCCAGACAUACCUAACCCAUGUGACAAGAAGAAGUGCGAGUGGCUGUGUCUUCUCAGCCCCAGUGGACCUGUUUGCACCUGCCCCAACAAUUACAUUGCAGACAAUGGUACAUGCGUUGAGAGACCGAGCCCCACCUCUUCAUCUUUCUCUCCACCAUCGGAGCCCUGCAAUAUCCAGUGUCUGAAUGGGGGGAGCUGCUUCUUCAACGCCCAUCAGGUGCAAAAGUGUCGCUGCCAGCCCAGCUACGUCGGACCGCGAUGCGAGGUCAACCAGUGCAGGGACUACUGCAAGAACGGAGGAACCUGCACCUCCUCCCAUACAGGUACACCUACUUGUAGAUGUCCAAAAGGUUUCACAGGACCAAACUGCAACCUCCACACCUGCCAGGAUUAUUGCAUGAAUGGAGGAACUUGCUUGGUCAGCAUGGGUAACCAGCCAACCUGCAGCUGCAAACCCGAGUACCAAGGAGACCAGUGCCAGUACAGUAAAUGUGAAGGCUUCUGUCAGAAUGGUGGAACCUGUUUACAGACCUCCAAUGGCACUAAGCUGUGUCAGUGCCCCAUUCAGUACACGGGGCACCAGUGUGAGCUCAACAAGUGCGAGUUCUGUGGGGAGGGCAAGUGUUGGACGACAUCCAAGGGAGAAAUUACCUGCAACUGCACCAAUGGUCAAACCCAGUCCAGCUGCUACACAUGCUUGGAAUACUGUGUUCACGGCCAGUGUUCAUUCGACACUCGCACGUUGCUUCCUACAUGCAGGUGUGCGUCUGGAUGGUCUGGAUACAGGUGUGACCUUGAAGUAUCUGUACCUGUGGAGUCUCAAGCUGCCGGUGGCAGCUCCGCCUCCAUUGUGAUCCCAAUCCUCCUGUUGCUGCUGCUGGCACUGCUGGUUGUAGGCGCCAUCUUGUGGUAUAAGCGAAGAAUGCGUGGAGCGAAGGGCUUCCAGCAUCACCGCAUGACCAACGGAGCCAUGAAUGUUGAGAUUGGGAACCCGGCCUAUAAGAUCUAUGAAGGAGAUCCUGAUGAUGAUGCUGGGGAGCUGCUAGAUUCAGAUUUCACUUUGGACCCAGAAAAGCCCACCAACUUCACCAACCCCGUCUACGCCACGCUGUACAUGGGUGCCCACAACAGCCGCAACUCUCUCGCUAGUACGGAUGAAAAGAAGGAGCUUCUCUCCCAGGGCGACGACGACAUGAAUGACCCGCUGGCGUAGAGCUCAGCGGGAUUGAACUCUGCCGAAGUCACCCGGCUUCAUCCGACCCAGAGCUGAGCCUAGAAGCUCCUUCCUUCCUCUUUCUCUUUCUCUCUCUGUCUUUUUAUUCUCUCAUCAUAUGCCUUCACCAGCUGAAAAGAAAAGCAACAAAAGGAGAAAAAAAGAAACGCAAGAACUCUGUACAAAAUGUAUAAAAAUGAAGGACUACUUUUUUAAGUGAUUGCAGUAUUAUAUUUUGUUCUUUGACAUAUAGAAAAAAAAAACAGUGAGGGAAAACAAACCAUUUUAUAGACAUUUUAUCAGUUAUUUUUAAUUUUGCUCACUUGGUCUUUACAUAUAGCCACUACCUCUGUGCAAAUGUAAAAGAUGGGAAAACCCUGCUGUGAAGCAGAUGUCUUUUUUUUUUUUUUUUGUAUGAAUUGUCUUUGGGGGAGGGGAGUAUUGUUCCAUCCUGGAGGAAGAAGUUGCCAAGUCUUUAGUUACUGGUAGGAAAUAUUGUCAGUGCUCACCACGAAUGCUUCCUGGAUGUUUUCCACUUUAGAUCUGCAUGUUUAGUUUGCUGCCGGAAGGAGACUGACAGAGGAAUACACACACCGAGGACUCAGCGGGCUACAUUCAAGUGAUUGUCUUUUACCUCCUUGCACAGACUAAAGUGAAAUAUAAAUGCAUAAAUCUAUAUUUCCAUAUAUAAAAAUAUAUGAAUUUAUUAACAAAGUGUCUUGAAAAUAUUACCCAGGAAUACAAACAAACCGUAACAAAUAGCAGUCUGUACUUUGUAAUAUUUGUUAUUAUUUCAAGUCCUUGUGUAAUCGUUGUCAGCAGCAUUGAAUGACUCAGUUGCAGUUUUAGAGUUUAUGAGAAUGAUUGUAAGUUCACAUUCCUGGAUGAAAAAAAAGGUCCAGGAAUGGAUAUCUGUGGCCUUGGUGUUUUUUUGUUUUUUAAAGCUAUCUUCCGGGACUCUGAGAAAUGAUGAGCUGUGACACUGCUCCGUGUUUUAGGAUUUUAAAGAAAAGCAAAAUUGUCUGAAUUCACUGAAAAUCAGCAGAGAGGUUGCUUUUAGCAUUCUUUUACUUGUCUUUUGAUUGUAAACUUUCAGGAAAGGCCAGGGAGACCGACUGAUGGUACGACAUGUGUGAGAUUGAACUUUCUCUCUUUUUUUUUUUUCACUUUUAAUCUAUGUACCUUAGGUAAACGCUUGUCCUUGAGUCCAUUCCAAGUAAUGAGUCUGAUCUACAUCCUGAUAAACGCAUAUUUGCUAUUUUGCUUUGCUGCUAACCCUCUGUUUUUCCUCAACAGUGUUUCACACUGUGCUGCUUUUUUAAAAACCAUCAGCCAUACCACACCGCAUGGUGCUCACACUCGUACACACUGAGGAAAGUCUGGCUUUACCCCUCACUUGU
Molecule: messenger RNA, 15557 nt
Organism: Cyprinodon variegatus (sheepshead minnow)
Lineage: Eukaryota; Metazoa; Chordata; Actinopteri; Cyprinodontiformes; Cyprinodontidae
Gene: lrp1ab
Product: low-density lipoprotein receptor-related protein 1-like
Exons: 89
Coding region: 487-14157 (4556 amino acids)
Molecular function (GO): protein binding; calcium ion binding
Source: RefSeq, a predicted model, not a curated record